AUGCCCCCAUCUGAAUUAUUUAGCAGUGGAAUGGAACUAGCAUUUUUUGUGACAAGCUCUGGGCUUCUUCGCAGAUCAUGGAAUGCUAUCUCGCAUUGUCAUGAAGACAUAGGUUCAAACAAGGGAGAGAGAUUGUCGUGGACAGUUUCUAAAGAUCCUGAUUCAGAUUUUACUAUCAUAGCAUUUGAGUCAACUUUAGACUUUUCCAAUCUUCUUCAGGAAUUGGUUCCAUCUUAUGCUCUCACGGAGAAGAAUUUCCAUCUGUUUGAGUUUCUGCGUACCAAGAAAAAUCCAGAGUUCUUCGUUAACAUCACUGCAAUUUCACUCUUCUAUGUAAAUUACGAGAAGCUUGAUCAGCUGAAAUCCGAGGUUUUUAGUUUGACACCAUUAAUUGUUACUGGACAUGGUCUUGGAGGAUCAAUUGCUUCUCUCUUCACUAUAUCACUAUUAGAUAGCAUUUGGUUAGGGAAGAAUCGUCCACUUUGCAUCACCUUCGGUUCACCUCUUCUUGGUGACAAGAAGUUGCAAGAAGUCAUGUCAAGUUGUUCUACUUGGAGUUCUUGUUUUUUACAUGUUGUGUCACUUAAAGACCCUUCUGUUACUGCAUUGCCUCCUCAUACCGACGCCUACAUGCCCUUUGGGACAUUUCUACUUUGUUCUGAUAUAAACUCUACUUGUUUUGAGAAUCCCGAGUCUGUUUUGGCACUUCUCGUGGCUGGCUCAGUACAUGAUCAAAAUCAAGGAUCUCAAUCUAUAGAUUAUGGAAACAUUGCGGAAAGUCUCUACCAUAGAGCAAUUUACAUGGACUUUACCCUAAGGACACAAGACUUGACUCAUUCUAAUUCGCUGCGCGCAUGUAUUUGUUUGCAGUUGUGGUCAGCACUAGGAUAUAUGCAGCAGCAACAACACCAGAAUGUUGAUAUAAAUGCUUUGAUAACAAAGUUGGAAAUACUCGAACACAAAUUCUACUACCAGAAGAGGGUAAAAUUUAUUCCAUCCAAGAAAUUGAAUGUGAUGAAGUUAGACAUGGUCAAACUUGAAUGGUACAAGAAGUAUUGUAAUAGUAUAGGUAUAGGGUACUAUGACAGCUACAAGAAUGGUAUGUCAACUUCGGAUCAGGACGCUAUACGUUCUCACCUAAACCUCACAAAUUACUGGAGAGGUACAGUGGAAGAAGCAAAGCUUAAGCCUCAAAAAAGAAAUGCAGCCUUUCGUAAAAGCUGGCUCUAUGCUGGUACUAGCUACAGGAAAAUGGUUGAACCCCUUGCUAUUGCUGAAUACUAUAGCAAUGGGGGUAAAGACUAUGUCACUAAGAAUAGACCUGAACACUUUGCACUGUUGGAGGAGUGGUUAAGGAAUGAGUUGACAAAAGAUGCAGCUAAUGAGGAAGGUAUUGGUAAUUGGGAAGACUGGAGUUUCUAUUUGGAUUGGCGUGUGACUGUUGAUAAAUGUCUUGUUUCCAGCAAUGGGUUGAAGGUGGAUGAAGAGGAGGAAGACAAUUCAAUGUUAAGAAGUGAUUGUGAGAAUGAUGAAGCUAUUUCUUCAACAAAUGGUUUUGGCUUUCAGUCACGCGUUAACCAGCUUUUGCGGUCAAGCGAAGGGUCAAAGUAUGCUGAAGAAAAUGAAAAGAGUUUAAAUUCAAGAAGCAAGAAAAAUGACACAAAUAAUUCUUACUAUAAAGCACAUGUUGAUGAGUUGCUCCUUUCCUGCCAAGGAUCAAACAAAGAAGAAAAUGUAAACAAAUUUGAGUUACAUGUUGAUGAGGCUGUUCUUUCCCGACAAGGAUCCAUUGCUGUCAGAGAAUUGGAAGAAUUUUUUUUCAGAGCAAAAAAGAAGAAUGUGGAAAUUAUUUUAACAUUUGAUUCAUGUUUUUGGGCACAUGUUGAAGAGGCUCUCAUUUCAUGCAAAGAGUUGGAGGUUCUCAAGGAGAAGGAAGAGACAUUGCAGAAACUAGUUGAAUUUGAGGAAUAUGUUUAUGGGUUGCUCAAGAAUUAUGCAGUUUCACCAGAGAUUUUCUUGGCAAGAAGCAGCUACAUGCGUUGGUGGAAUGAGUAUAAAGCAAUUAAGGGAGCUUCAUAUAGUUCACCACUUGCAAAUUUCAUGAAUGAUACUAGGAAACUAGCGUUGUAUACUUCGGGAAAUUAUGAUUUUCCUUGA
Sphenostylis stenocarpa is the source of this 2157-nucleotide messenger RNA. The record is from the annotation of a GenBank genome assembly. Lineage: Eukaryota; Viridiplantae; Streptophyta; Magnoliopsida; Fabales; Fabaceae.